UUUUUAUAUUCUUUAAACAACCAAACCCCAUUUCCCAUCUCUCUCUUUCUCUCUCUUCCUCCUCCUCCUACUUCGUCUUCUUCUCUCUCUAGCUCAUUAUUCAUAUAAAUAAAAACAAACCCAACAUAUACUCGUGACCUUAAAACAUAAACAACACCACAAGAAAUAACACCCUUGCCAUGGGCGUGGACAUGUCGAAUAAUACUCCACCCAAUUCACGAACCAAAGACUAUUUUGCUUCUCCUGCUCUCUCUCUCAGCCUUGCUGGGAUUUUUCGUGAUGCGGGAGCAGCGGCAGCGGCGGCGGCGAACAUAGAGGUAGAAGAAGGAGAUGAGGGGAGCGGUGGCGGAAGGAAAGACGACACGGUGGAGAUAAGUAGCGAGACUUCAGGCCCGGCCAGGUCAAGAUCAGAUGAUGAGUUUGAGGCGGAGGGUGAUGAAGACGAUGGAGAUGGAGACAAGAGCAAGAAAAAGAAGAGAAAGAAGUAUCACAGGCACACUGCUGAGCAAAUUAGAGAAAUGGAAGCGCUAUUCAAGGAGUCUCCUCAUCCUGACGAGAAACAAAGACAACAAUUAAGCAAGCAAUUGGGUCUCGCUCCAAGACAAGUUAAGUUUUGGUUCCAAAAUCGUCGAACCCAAAUCAAGGCCAUACAAGAACGGCAUGAAAACUCAUUGUUGAAAUCUGAAAUAGACAAACUACGAGAUGAGAACAAGUCACUUCGAGAGCAAAUCAACAAAUCUUGUUGUCCUAAUUGUGGAUCGGCCACUGUUGCCAGAGACCCAACCAACUCAACCGAUGAACAACAACUUCGUAUUGAAAAUGCCAAACUUAAAGCCGAGGUGGAAAAGCUGAGAGCGACUAUAAGAAAGUACCCGAUGGGGACGUCGUCGCCGUCGUGCUCGGCGGGAAAUGAGCAAGAGACAAGGAGUUCAUUGGAGUUUUAUACUGGUAUAUUCGGACUGGAAAAGUCUAGGAUGAUGGAGAUAGUGAACCAAUCCAUGGAGGAGCUCAUUAAAAUGGCCACAGCCGGAGAGCCGCUUUGGAUUAGGAGUGUGGAAACAGGUCGCGAAAUACUUAAUUACGACGAGUACUUGAAGGAGUUCUCCGUCGAAAACUCCGCCAUGAAUAAUGGUCCCAAGAGAUCUGUCGAGGCCUCUAGAGAGGUCGGCGUUGUCUUCGUCGAUCUUCCUCGACUGGUUCAGAGUUUCAUGGACGUGAAUCAAUGGAAGGAGAUGUUUCCGUGCAUGAUAUCCAAGGCGGCCACAGUGGAUGUUAUCUCCAAUGGCGAAGCAGACAACAAGAAUGGUGCCGUGCAAUUGAUGUUUGCGGAGCUGCAAAUGCUGACACCCAUGGUGCCCACAAGAGAAGUCUAUUUUGUCCGGUAUUGCAAGCAAUUAAGCGCGGAACAGUGGGCAGUCGUUGACGUUUCCAUUGAUAAUGUCGAAGAAAACAUCGAUGCCUCCUUGAUCAAAUGUAGAAAACGUCCCUCCGGUUGCAUUAUUGAAGACAAAUCCAACGGCCAUUGCAAGGUGACUUGGGUAGAGCACUUGGAAUGCCAGAAAAGCACAGUUCAUACAAUGUACCGUACCAUUGUAAACAGUGGCCUAGCAUUUGGAGCCAGGCAUUGGAUAGCUACUCUGCAACUUCAAUGUGAAAGGCUGGUCUUCUUCAUGGCAACUAAUGUUCCCAUGAAGGAUUCAACUGGCGUAGCCACUCUCGCCGGGAGGAAGAGCAUACUGAAGUUGGCACAGAGGAUGACAUGGAGUUUCUGCCGCGCAAUUGCAGCCUCGAGCUACAAUACUUGGACCAAAGUGUCGAGCAAAACAGGGGACGACAUAAGAAUUACCUCUAGGAAGAACUUGAACGACCCUGGAGAACCUCUUGGACUGAUACUUUGUGCCGUUUCCUCAGUAUGGUUGCCCGUUUCUGCUAAUGUGCUAUUCGAUUUCUUGAGAGACGAAAAUCACCGGAAUGAGUGGGACAUAAUCUCAAGUGGAGGUUCAGUUGAAUCCAUGGCCAAUUUAUCCAAAGGACAAGAUCGUGGCAAUGCAGUUUCAAUCCAAACGGUUAACUCAAAAGAAAACAGCAUGUGGGUACUCCAGGAUUGCUGCACCAACCCUUUUGAAUCCAUGGUGGUCUAUGCUCCGGUGAAUAUCUCAGGAAUGCAAUCCGUGAUGACUGGAUGCGACUCCAGCAACCUUGCUGUGCUGCCGUCCGGAUUCUCAAUUCUUCCUGAUGGGAUAGAGUCAAGGCCUCUAGUGAUCACCUCUAGGCCAGAGGAAAAAAGUUCAGAAGGGGGAUCUUUACUUACAGUAGCAUUCCAAAUACUAACAAAUUCAUCCCCAACAGCCAAACUAACUAUGGAAUCAGUGGAUUCUGUUAAUACUCUUAUAUCAUGUACUUUGAAAAAUAUUAAGACAAGCUUGCAAUGUGAGGAGGGUUGAUCUACAAUAUAGUAGUACUAGAUAGGUAGACCCAGCUAAUUGAUUGUAAAGCAUGUAGGCUAAGCUGUUAGUGGUUUAAGCGAAUUAGCUAUGUUCAAGUGGGUUUGUUUUCAUUCAUUAUUUGGUUCGAAGGAAGGAGCAUCUGUGGUUAGCAUUGUAGAGAAAUAAUUAUUCAAAAUCUACAUGGAUCUACAGAACGGAUAUGAUAUAUCCUUCCUUGUGUGUAAUAUAAAUUAUAUGAUAAUUUUGAUUGUA
Molecule: messenger RNA, 2699 nt
Organism: Humulus lupulus (European hop)
Lineage: Eukaryota; Viridiplantae; Streptophyta; Magnoliopsida; Rosales; Cannabaceae
Product: homeobox-leucine zipper protein GLABRA 2
Exons: 11
Coding region: 180-2444 (754 amino acids)
Biological process (GO): regulation of DNA-templated transcription
Molecular function (GO): DNA-binding transcription factor activity, RNA polymerase II-specific; lipid binding; DNA binding
Source: RefSeq, a predicted model, not a curated record